Molecule: messenger RNA, 2441 nt
Organism: Nothobranchius furzeri (turquoise killifish)
Lineage: Eukaryota; Metazoa; Chordata; Actinopteri; Cyprinodontiformes; Nothobranchiidae
Gene: sh3bp5a
Product: SH3-domain binding protein 5a (BTK-associated)
Biological process (GO): negative regulation of protein tyrosine kinase activity; intracellular signal transduction
Cellular component (GO): cytoplasm
Molecular function (GO): protein kinase inhibitor activity
Source: RefSeq, a predicted model, not a curated record
AUGUACGUGAUAAUUAUUGACAGUUUUUGUCUUCCUCUGCCCUUCUGCGCCUGAGUUACAUACUGAAAACUGUGUUUUGGGUCAAGCUGCGGCUGGACUCUCGUGACACCGCUGUCCCGUCCGCAUCUUUAUCCGCAUCCAGAGCUCCGGAAGCCCGCAGGAGCGGCAGCAUGCAGGGCGCUCAGUGCGAAGGUUAAACGGGGCGCUGCCAGCACCCAGGCUCAGGGGUCUCCAUUGUUUCCAAGCAAGACCCUAGGAUUUUUUUACCCCCCUUUUUUUUUCUAAAAAAAAUAAAAUAAAAUCUGCAAGUAUUUCUUGAGCAUGGAGCAAAAUGGGAAUAACAGCGAGGAGGAAUCAGAGUGUGUUCAAGAGGAAGAGGUGGACCCUAGAAUCCAGGGAGAACUGGAAAAGCUGAACCAGUCUACAGAUGACAUCAACCGCUGUGAGAGUGAGCUGGAGGAUUUCCGCCAGAGGUUUCGUGUUGUGCUGGUGGAAGCAACAGUGAAGCUGGACGAGCUGAUGAAGAAGAUCGGUCGAGCUGUGGAUGAGUCCAAACCUUACUGGGAAGCUCGUAAAGUGGCAAGAAAGGCCCAGGUCGAAACCCAAAAGGCCACUCAGGAGUUCCAGCGGGCGGUGGAGAUCCUGCGGGCGGCCAAGGAGACCAUCGCCUUGGCAGAGGAGAAACUUCUGGAGGAGGACAGUCGCCAGUUUGACUCAGCAUGGCAGGAAAUGCUCAACCACGCCACACAGAGAGUGAUGGAGGCAGAACAAGCGAGGACGCGGAGUGAAGCUGAACACAGGAAAACAGCCGCCAACUAUAAUUUGUGCAUCAGCCGCAUGAGGCAGCUGGAGAAGAAGCUGAAGCGCUCCGUAAACAAAUCCAGACCCUAUUUUGAGCUGAAAGCCAAAUAUUAUCUGCAGCUUGAGCAACUGAAGCAUCGCGUGGACGAGCUUCAGGCCAAACUUGUGUCUGCCAAGGCCGAGUACCGUUCAGCGUUACGUAACCUGGAGAGCAUCUCCGAGGAGAUCCACGCCCAUCGGCGCUCCCUGGCUUUGGGAACCAGAGAGCAAGGUGUUGGUGCCGAGGUGGACGAGGCAAACGAGGACAUCGCCAACUUCACCAUGGACUCAGACGGCCUGUCGAUGGUGUCAGUGUCAGUCGAUGAAGAGGGCAGUCAGAGCUCUGAGGAGGAGUUGGACACUCGCAGCACCUCCUCGUGCCAACCGAUGCCCUCCUCUCCCUCCUCCUCCACCUCCCACCCCUCCACACCUGCCAGCACAUCUUUCCCCUAUGUCUUCCCCUCCUCCCCCUCGAUCUCCUCUUCCUCCUUAUGUCCCGACGGUCUGGAUUUAGUGAGCCCUUGCAGCUCUCACAGCCCAGACUCGGUGCACGGUUCUGGGCACACCUCACCCCUCCUGGGCCCCCGCAGCCAGUGCAGUGGAGCCUCCUCUCCAGACUGUGACCAGGAGAGAGGUGACAGAGCAGAAGGGGCGGAGGUGACAUUAGAGGACAGUCUGAACAAGCUAACCUUGACUGUUGCACAAGUCUGUGAGGACGAGGACGAUCCUCAUCCCGCUGACUCUGGUGUGUCCUUCCCCAGCUCUGCCUCCACCGUCCUGUUACUCAGCAGUGUCUCACCCUGAACACUAGCUCUCCCCAGCUCUGAGUGUUAACUCCGUUUGCAGAGCAGAGUGAAAGCAGCAAGACAUGAAGCUGCAUGUCUUUGUGUAAACAUCAGCAUUGUCACAUGAAAGGGGGUGCAUUAAAUGUCAGAAUAACCUUGUUGGACAGACCGCAGAAGCACGUGGACAUGUAAACAAAUCGGUUUGGGGGAAAGGCAAUAGGUGAUCUGUUUUUUUUUUCUGCAGCAUUAAAGCUGGUGAAGGGCUUUGACGAAACUCCAACCCUCGUGAGGUAAAGACGGUCUGCUGAUGGACUGGUUUUCUUCCACUCUGCAUUUUCAAAGAUGUUUUGUGCCAUUAAGUGUCUUGGUGUUGUGGAGAGGCGACACGUAGAGCUAUGCAUUGAUCCACAUCUACGUAGCAAACAUUAAACCCAGAUUUUCUGGUUCCACAUGAACAAAUGGACAGAAACAAAGCUCACAGUGUGGAUUCUUGGGAAAGUAUGAAGGAAUCGUUCAGCGUGCGAGCCGCUCUGAGCACUAACAUUAUGACUAAACAUUGAUCGUCCUUUUGGAUUUGUUAAAGAGUGAGCGAAUGUGUCGGUGAGUGCAAAGUUCAAACCCUAAUCUCAGGUUUGUCUGUGUGGCUGAGUGAAUGAUUUUACAAGAGUAGUUUGUUUUUGUCAAACGUCCCAUGAUUUCCUCGCCGCAAAGACAUUUAUACUCAUGUAGUCCUGUGUAUGUAUUGUGUUCUGGUGUUCAUGUUAUUAUUUUUUAACACAAAAAAGAAUUAAAUGUUUAAAACCGUUUUCCACCAAA